GCAGGGUGGUGCAGUCUGGCCUUCGCCGUCGUGUCUGCGUGGUCCAAAAGUGCUGGCGUCGCCUACAACGACUUCUUGCCUCCACUUACAGCCGUCCUGCCGCCGUUACCGUCGACGACGUCGCGGACAAUCGAUGCGUUUCGAACAUUGGGACCAACUAGUCUGUCCUCCACGUGACAUAGCCUGCAAAUCGUGCUUUUACGAUCGUGUUGCAAUACUGUCCUGUAUCGCUAGUUUAAUUUCGAUGCCGCGUAUCGUGCUAUCGUAAAUAGAAUUCAUUCGCGUAAAAAAAGUGAUCGAAAUUGAAAGAAGACGAGCGAUCAAUGACCUAUAAUCGAUCGUGUCAUUUUCUUCUUUCUCAAUCCGUGUCUCCGUUUUAUAGGGGUAGUUUGUAUCAGAGAGCUUGUUUACAAGCAUUGUGUUUAGUCAGUCAAGUUCUUUGGUGUUGCGAGUGUGGUCUGAGGGGGCGUUUACAUUUUCCAAUCAAGAGGAAUCUCUCCUGGCUUACGUGCAUCUCAACGGGAUGAGGAUGGAAUUCUACGAGCACACUUUGAAAGGCGGAAUUCUAUGGCACGGUUCAAGAGGACGGUAAUUGGGAGCCAAGACACGUGACUGAUUUCCAGAGAAUAGUGGUAUAGUUUGGUGGUGAAGUUCUCUCGAGGCUGAAAAGGCGAAGGAAGUGUUUCGACCCGUGACCUGCAGAUCAGGUGCUUUCGAUAGCGGUCCUUUGUGUAUGAAACGAGAGUUUCGAAGGAAGAAUCAGUGAAAAAGUGUAACAGUGUUGAUAGAGUUCGUUCGGAGUUCUAAAUGAGUAUCGAACUUUGGAAAAUACCUAUACAAUGACGUGUAUACUGCGUUAAAUAUUGUGUGCAAACUUUUCGAGGAUCGUAUAUAGAAGUUUAAUAUUUCUGUAAUAAUUCUCCCGGGGAAAUUUUAUAACGACUCGAAACUAAAUAAUUGUAGAUUAAUUCUACGGAAAAUUGUGUGGAAACUUUUGAAUAUAUUUUGCAAUAUUAACACGAGAUUUCAAGUGAAACUGAAUUCCAUAGCGAAAUAUGCAAGUCGUGGAGUACGAAUGUCGUGCGCUCGAAGAGAAACAAAAGUGACUGUCGAAAGAGUCGUGGAACUGUACGCAAACAUUCGUGUUCCGCCCAGUUUCACGGUAUUCGUUAGGUUUCUAUUGAAAGUAGAUAUAUAUUAAUUUUAAAGAAACACGUAUUUCUAAAGCGAAACAGUAUCUCUCAUUAAAUAUCUGCAUCUAUCUUUCUAAAGGAAAUAAUAAAGCAUCUAUCGUUAAAAUCAACGUUCAUAUGAAAACAAUGACUGAUAUGAGAAUUGGGAUGUAUAAUAACAAAACUUUGAAAUGAGAAACUCGGACAAGCUUCUAUAAGGAAAAUUUACUUUAGCAUGAAAAAUUAAGAAAUUUAGCAUACGAAUUAUUAAUUCUGUAACGAAACUUACAUUACACACGUGAGAAUUUAAAGGAAUAAUUAAAAGGUGAAUAGUACACCUUUUCCCAUUGAACCCAUUAACCACGAAUACGGAAAAAUAAUUCAAAAGCACACGUUACAUCAGGAGCGAAAAUGGUGUUAAACGAAUUAUCGCCGACCUUCAUAUGCGAAGCAACGCGGGACGCUACACGAAAUUUAAUAGAAACGUUUACAGUUGCUCCAUUUGGCAACAGCAUCCACAUACGCGGAGACACAAUACGAAAGGACUCGCAGGAUUUAGUCGGUCUUUGUACCCGUUAAUUCCAUUCGCUUCUGCUAGCUUUAACCCGAAUACCUCUGAUGUAUCUGAGAACGGCCGGAAGUACUAAGAGUCACUUAACCAAGUCACUCGAAGCAUGUCGUAAUGACUGUUCGACGUUUCUUCUAACAAAUUGUUCGUUCCAACGAGCGUGAAAGAAGUUCGAAGAAAAUAAUUGCAAAGACGAUUGGGCUUAACGAACAAAGCUAUAAUAAGCUGUAUCGGUCGAUCGGUUGGAAGAGCAAUCGCUUAAAGACACGCUCGCGAAACGUCUAGAAACGUCUGCAGCAACUCGAAGGCUUGAUCGAAAGAAGGAAAUUAUCGUGGGGUCACGGUAAUUGGAUCCCAUGAAUCAACUUGCUCGAUCGAGAUUCUUAUUGCUCAACUAACUAACUAGAAAUUUAAAAUCCUUGUCACACCUCGAAACUGUAUCAAAGGGUACCUUUAUCGCUAUUGAACGCCAGAUUGCACGAUAAGAAGAAACUGAUAAAGCAAACCAACGGUUUUUAUUACUCCCUGGACAAGAUUCGAGAAAUAGGAACGUCUAUUAUAUAUUUCUUUGCGUCGGUGAAUGUUUUGCUGUUUCGUAGAUAUGUCAGGAUCGUCUAAGAGACUCGAGUUGUCUGACCUAUUGAAACUAUGAAAUCAACAUUUUUAAUAGGAUGCUGAAUUUCGAAAUGCGACUAACAAGGCAAAAUUGAUAGAGCAAUGUUAAAAUUUGAAGCAAAUGAAUAUCCAAAUAUCUUUAUGAAAGCAAAGGAGACAUAACAAAUUUUUUGAAGCGAGUCGACAAAUAAAUGCAAUUUCGUAAUGAAACUCCAGAGAAACGGGUACUUACACUGUUUUAAAAGACGUUAGUCGAUAUAAGAGAGAUUCAACGAUAGAAUCUUGAAACUCUGAUACGCAAUCUAUGCACGAAUUAUCGUUUGGUGUCGCACAUCUCGCGUUAGACGCACGAUGAAUUCAAAUCACUACCAUCCCAAUGGGAAUUUCUAUCCGCGACUGGAUCAUGUUCACCACGAGGCGACCAAACGUCGUCAUCAGAGUCCCACGAGAAUUAUCCGCGUCGAAGAUUCAACCUCUUGACAUUAAUGCGAGGACAGGACGAUUUGGCCUGUGACAGGAUCACGAGCCGGUGUUUCGUACAGAUAAUAUAGUGCUCGAUCCUAGAUUUUGUUACUUGAUAAUCAUUGGCGAGAACCACGGAGCCGUCGACGAAGAUUGGUGACGAUCGAGCGGUAGCUCAACCGCUCUCACAGGUGGAUCGUGCGGAGAACGAGGAGGGCCAGGGAGGGGGUGGUCUGUCGACGUUUUCGGCGGGCUGCAGCGGUGCUUCCGGUUCGAGGAUGGGCCCAGGGCCCGACUCCGGUAGCAGUGCUCCCUCUUCUGUUCCCCACUCAUUGGCGACCUCGAGGGACGACGAAGACGACGAAGACGAAGAAAGCAGCGGGCGACGUUCCAAUGGCCACACAGGAACGCGGUUUUCGGAGCUGUACCGUCGAGGCACCUUCUCGAGCCACGGAGGGUCCUUGGAGAAGGAUGCCCCGGGACUGAGCGCAACCUCAACGACCUCGGAAUCCUUGGAGAGCAAUGGCCUCGAUACAGAGAUACCAGCUGCAGCCAGGAGACCCCGUAGUACAAGGGGCUCGCAAAAAUGGAGUAACGUACGCGCCGUCAUGGCGCUAUAUUCCUCCCUACGCAAGAUCAAGAGAACAAAGAGCAACCAACGGUGGAUGAAGCUGCGGACCACGGUGCAGCUCUCGUCAGCCAUCUCGACGAUCCAGAAGAAGCCACCGUUGAAACGCGAGGAUUCGUUUCUCAAGCGAUUCUCCACCAGACAGAUCCCGGAAAGUCAAGAGACGUUGGACACAGGAGAGGGAGAGGGCGACGCUGCCGACGACAAGGAUUCGAGUGGACGUCGUCGACGACGGCCACGGAGACCUCAGAAACCACCGAGGACCGUGGUCAAUCCGGACGAGAACUUUUAUUAUUACUGGCUGAUGCUACUAUCCGGCUGUGUUCUUUACAAUCUGUGGACAUUGAUUGUGAGACAAAGUCUACCGGAACUACAGGCUGUGUCGCCAGUCAUGUGGCUCGCAUGCGAUGGUUUCACGGAUCUUGUGUUCUUUUUGGAUGUGGCUGUGCAGUUUCGUACUGGUUACCUCGAGCAAGGAUUAAUGGUGUACAACAGCAAGAAACUGGCCGGUCAUUAUCUCAAGUCCAAGUCGUUCAUUUUGGACUUGCUAGCGUUGGUGCCGCUCGAUCUACUUCAGGUGAACCUGGGUAGUAAUCCGAUGCUCAGGUUUCCGAGGUUCCUCAAGAUCUACCGUGUGUACAAUUAUUACUAUAUGGUCGAGUCGCGGACAGUUUAUCCGAAUUUGUGGCGUGUGCUGAAUCUCAUACAUAUAUUGCUGAUACUGGCGCACUGGUUCGGCUGCUUUUACUACUUGCUCAGCGAAGCGGAAGGAUUCCAAGGUGACUGGGUGUACCCGUACAGGCCAGGGGAGUAUGCGACCCUGACCAGAAAAUAUCUUGGCUCGCUGUACUGGUCCACACUCACCCUCACCACGAUCGGCGACCUACCCACACCGGAAACCAACGCCGAAGUCGUAUCGGGCGGCAAUCCCCGGAGCCUCGCUCGUCGUGGCCGACUGUCCCGGCUUCUGCAGUUCAAGCAUAACGGAGGGUACGUCUUUACGAUAGUCAGCUACCUGAUCGGCGUCUUCAUAUUCGCAACGAUCGUCGGCCAGGUUGGAAACGUGAUUACCAAUCGAAACGCGAAUCGACUGGAGUUCGAGAGAUUGCUCGACGGCGCCAAGACAUAUAUGAGACAUCAUAAAGUGCCGGGCGGAAUGAAGAGACGAGUACUCAGGUGGUACGACUACAGCUGGUCGCGAGGAAGAAUACAAGGCGGCGGUGACAUCAACACCGCCCUUGGUCUACUUCCAGACAAACUGAAGACCGAGCUGGCGCUACAUGUGAAUCUCUCCGUAUUGAAGAAGGUUACCAUUUUUCAGGAGUGUCAACCCGAAUUUUUACACGAUCUAGUGCUGAAGAUGAAAGCCUAUAUAUUUACGCCUGGUGAUUCGAUAUGUCGAAAGGGAGAGGUAGCUAGAGAAAUGUUCAUAAUAGCCGACGGAAUUCUAGAAGUGAUUAGCGAAACGGGCAGAGUUUUAACAACCAUGAAAGCCGGAGAUUUCUUUGGAGAAAUUGGAAUUCUUAAUCUAGACGGAUUAAACAAACGCACAGCCGAUGUUCGUUCGGUAGGUUACUCAGAGCUAUUCAGCCUAUCCCGCGAGGACGUAUUAGCGGCGAUGAAAGACUAUCCAGACGCUCAAGAAAUCCUACAGAACCUCGGUAGGAAACGUUUGAUGGAGGCGCAGAAGGUGGCCAAAGUAUCUAGGCAACCAACGUCGCCUGGUCACGACUCGUCGGACAACAGCACGGGCAAAAGAAUAGUUGAUAAGCUGAAGAGCGACGUAAAGGGUCUAAAAAAUGCGCUAAGAAAGAGCAGACGAAAUACAAAACCCGAGGAAAGCUUGGAGCUGCAGCCAUUGACGCCAAAGGUGUCAACGCUGAAAAGGCAGCAGAAGAUCGACGAUACUCAAGACGCGUCCGCGUCGAGCGUCCAAGAACCACCUGUGUCGCCUUUGGGCGCCGGUUUACCUCUACUUGCCAGAUUAAGAUUAUUAAAAGAAAAAGAGGAACGCGAAGAACGUCGAAAUCUAAUGGAAACGCACGUACACGCGCCUGAACAACAACAACCACCGUUGGACGCACAGAACCCUAUGAACCCGAAUUUGCCGUUUCUUCAGAGAAUACUGCUCUUGAAGGCAAAGAACGAGCAAGAGGCCAAAGAGGCUGACAAAGAGGCACCCACUAAAGAGCCCUUGCUUCCAAAAAACGCUAUACCCGAGGAAUCACAAGAACAAUCGCCCAAACUGCUUCGUAAACCGGUACAGAAGCAGCCAUCGGUCCAAAGUACCAUAGAACCGAUCGUCAAAUCGCCGACUACUUCGAACGAAGAGAAUGCGAAUGGUUCGAACGCGAAGAAACCAUGGGCCAUGCUGAAGGACGCCUCGUUAACGAACAAAGAAAAUUCGCCGCAGAGGAGUCCGCCGACUAAGAGGCUAAGACAGACUUUAAUGCACCUAAGACAGCAGACUAAGAUGUACGCGUCCGUAGACGAUCUUUCACCGGAGUACUGCGGUCUGCCGUUUGUCAAGAAGCUAAAGAUACUUAACGAGAGACAGAAGUUGGCGGAACUCGAGAAAGCAGUCAGGAGCUCCAGUUUAGACUGCGGAGAAAACGCCGAGCUUGAGUUCGAUGGAAACUUGACGAGAAGCCACUCGGAGGCUUGCGCGAUCGAGUAUACCAGGAAAUUAGCGAAAUUGAAUCAGAAUCGAAUGUCAUCGAUGUCACCCACGGAUCAACUUUCACCGGAGAACGAGACGUUGGAAAGGCGGAACUUGAAGAGCAUACUGAAGAAGUUGUCGGCCGGCAGCAGAACCGGAAGCUCCGAGACCUCGGCAACGAGCACGCCGGAUCGCGAAGCGGCUACCGCCGAAUUAAGGAAAUUAAUGAGAGCACCGACGAUAGAAGGUUACGCGGCACGGCAUUCGAAACUCUCGAAAAGCGUGACAUUUAACAAAUACACGCUGCAGAGUCCACCGUCCGAGCAGACCCCGGCAAAUUAUCCGCUUGGGUCGCAGUUGUCCGACUCCCAAGAGCAGGCCUCACUGCCACCGCCCAAUAAACUCAAUUUCCGUCCUUUGGGCAGCGGAGGUAUCCUGCAAAUGGUAUCUCGGCCACGAGAAGAGGAAUACCUGGGGGAGAUAGUCACCGGCAUCAAAGAAGUUGUUAAGGCUCGUCUAGAGGACAUACAGACAAAGUUCGAACGGCAGUUUACUUCGUUGGAAUUAGAGAUCCGCAAGCGAGACGAGAUAAUAUCUCAACUUCAAGCAAGAAUACUAGAACUGGAACAAAGAGAUUCAAGAAACGGGGACGAGUCUUUGGGAGACAGCACGGAGCACGAUGCCUCGUUCGAGGAAGACUUGGACGACGAUCGUGAGGACCAUCCGUUCAUGAGAGACGGUUCAGUGGACACGGUCCUCACCACUCAGUCGCACUACAAGCGUUGCUCGCCAUGUAUAGAGUCUAGUUCUCAUAACCGAAGAUCCUGGGAAGAACACUCCGAGGAAGAAACAUUAGAGCUUCAAGAACUCCCUAGCUCGAUCGUGCCACAGUCUCUGUGGAAGGAUGAGGUGGCGAUCGAUCUAGAGUCCAACAGCGAGAGCAGCAGAUCCGAGGACGAAUUCGACGAUAGAUCCGGAAGAGGCGACAGCGAGAACGACGGCGAUGACGACGAGGAAGGUGAAGUGCGUGGAGAGGGACAUAAUAAUUGGGAGGCGGCUAUGCUAGCCCAAGAACUAGAGGCCAGGCGGAGAAGCAGCGAGGACGCGAAUCCGGGCUCCUAGCGCAUUAACGAAAUCCUAGAUGUAUUGUGUUAUCUCACCAGCACCUUGCACCCCAGGGGUUGGUGUAACGGCCCAGCAACUGCUGCAGGCAGCGCGGCCCUCUGCGAGAACGAUUGCCCUUACUUACAAUUAGAUUUCGAUAGAAUGACCAGUUGUAGGGAGACUAUGAUGUAAAACCCGAUGUGUAAGAAUCUAGGGGAUUGAUCGUUCCUUUCCUAUGAUCCUGGACUUUUGUCAUGUGGAGAUUCGUGGGCCAAUAUAUACGACCUUCGUGAGGGGAGCGUAUACACGUGUUUCUAAAACCUCCGCACGCGUAAAUUGCGUUCUAGUCGCAUUCCCUCUCCGUGCACAUCUAUCCAUACAUACCACACACGUACACAUGCAGAUACGCUAGUUCGAAGAAUUGUUCUCUAGGUUUAUUUCUCACAAACCUUCUACCUCUACUCGUUUGCCUUUGUUUGGUCAUUGAUCGAAGAUCGUGAUCCUCUUAUCCUUCGAGGGACCUUUCAUUUUAUUUGGCGAUAUCGAACGACGGCUUCGGUUAGAUAAUCAAAUUUUACGUCAAUCAUUUUGGUUGAAUAAAGGGAAUUGGUAUGGUUUCAAGAGAAAUAAAAUGGAAUUCGGAUAUACUUUUUCCUGUCUCUAGCGACUAACUAUACGAGAUCUUUUAUUCGAAAAUUAAAGUUUAUAGCGGUUUGAAAUUAUAUAUAGAUAUUCAUAUCUACUACGAAGACUUGACUUAAGAAUUACGAGACGAAUUUUACGUGUUACGUUACGAUUAAUACGAAAAUACAUAUAUUUACGAGUAGCUAGGCACUACACACGUGUGUUAACGAAAUUAUAUUCACGAUGUAUUACGUUAAACGUUGAUUAAAUCGUAAAAUAUCGCUCGAUUAGAAGUGAUAUUACAAGUGUCUGUAAAAAUUUUCCACCAAUUUGGAAUUAACGUUUCUCUUUAAAGAGCUGGAUGCCAGAGGGUUACGCAGUGCCCGAAAAUCAGUUCUAUGAAGCUAAAAGUUCCAAAACGAUCUCGCGGCUUUCUGAACCAUAUAACUUCACGAAAUAUCGCGCGUAUGGUACAAAUUACGAUUAAUUUACAUUAACUUCGCCUAAUUAUCUUAUCAUUACUCACGAAUUCAGUUCAUUUUUCUAAUCAUUUUUAAAUUUAUAACUUCCAGCAAUUGAUAUACCUACAUACUUCGGAAGAAAAGAGAAAGUGUUAAAACAGAGUGAAAUUUCGUUUCUGCGAAAAGACGUGCUGAUGGAUUUAAAGGAUAUCUUGAAGCAGCCUGUGAAGUGCAAUUACAUUGAUUAAUUUUUAAGAGUUGGACGUUAAUAUUUUCAAGUUUAUGGACAAUUCAGCCUCUCCUCGCUUUUCUGAUAGUCGUGACAACCUAAUUUCAACAGAAUUUCUCUUGUCCACGCGCAAAUUAUAAAUAGAUUACAAUUUCGACUCAAUUCAUUAACUUAUUUUAUCAUCUAAUAGGCAUAAUAAGUGAUUAAGUAUAGAUAUCCUCUUAACUGCAAAAAAUUCGUAGAAAUAAAUCGUGUCUUUUGAAAUAACGCGACUAAAACCUUUAAUUGUUAAAGUUAAAUUAACAGUGUACUUAACUAAUGAUACGCGAUUUUUCUUUAAAGUACAAGAAAUUUCAUUUUCCAUUUUCACAACGAUAUUUUUCUUUUCUAAGUUUUAAAGAAAAUUCUUGAUCUCCGUGUUAAAGAAUAAUAUUUUUAUUCAAUUAAAAAUUACGAAUUUUCGUUAAAUGUUUACUGUUAAUAGCUCGCAUAGAGUUGAAAGUUUACUUAUGUUAUAUAGUUGUUAUAUAGUUGCAUUGUAAAUAAUCACAGGUGCCUGAGAGGAUAUUAUACUUGAGAUAUAUAGAACUAUAAAACGUUAAGCACCUAUUUAAAUGUGUAAUGUGUACACCGGACGGACGAUACUCAAUUACAAACAAUAUCGCGUUGGUUUCUUUUUCAUCCCAUGGCGAAACAUCGUGCAGAAGAAGUUGAUCGAAGACGAAUUCACGCGAUACUCUUUCCAUUAUCUGCCUUAGCUAUUACGAACUAUAAUACAAACUUGUUACCGAUUGUCCGUGAAACACUGUGAAUGCUUCAUUUUUUUUUUGUUACAGAGCAAUACGUACCUCUAUAUCGUUUCACGAGAUACUUGUUAAAUAAGAAAUACUAAAAUAAAUUACGAAUCUGUUAUUACGAAAGAGAUAUAUCUAUAUGCAUACAUAAUGCAUACAAAUACGCGUACACAGAUAAACAUACACACACAUAUAUAUAUAUACAUAUACACAUAUUUAUAAGUGGACAAUUUUAAUUUCAUAUCUCAAGAUGCUAAUUAAGAAAUCUAUAAAUUUUCUAUAAAUAGAGGGUUUGCGUAAUUUUUCAUCAGCCCGACCCCCACCGCCACCCAGGAAAAUUGAACUUUUGCUUCCCGUUUUCCCUCAAGCCUCUGCCCAUUUAUGCGAUCAUUUUCAUCAUUUAAUGAGAAACGAUAUACCAUGGUCGGAAAAAAGGGAGAAAAUUAAAUAUUCAAUACUAAAACAUAACGAACGAAGAAAAAAAAUUUUGACAACACGUAUGCACAUAUACACGUACACACAGACAUACAUAGAUACAUAUAAUUUAAUUAAAAGAAAAAAGCGACAAAAGUUAAUGGGAAUUAUAUGAUGUAUACUGACCAGACCAAGCUCAAUAUUUCUAGAGUCUUUACAAGAUAAAUAAAUCUGUUAAGUGAGAAAUGACUAUUAAAUUAAGUAAGGAGAGGAAAUCUAUUAAGAAGAACUUGUAAAUACUAGCCUAUAAUUUAUUUAUCUAUGAAUGCGAGAGAAAGCGCGAAUGACGAGACACAUAUGUAGAAGAGAAAGAAGAAGAGAGGAUUAUAUUUAGUGUGUGUGAUAGAGAGAGAAAGUGUGAGAGAAAGAGCGGGAGAACACAAGUGAAGGAAGAGAGCAAAUGCGAGUGAAAAAGGAAAACGAAGAAUGCGUAAAACAAGAAGAGGUUAUGGCGAACUAUUACGGUGAAAAGCAUUUUAGAUGCUGAUAUGUACCUACUACGCGAAUGAAAAGAGUAUACAAUAAAGUAAACAAAUGUUUUCAAA
Messenger RNA from Bombus terrestris (buff-tailed bumblebee), 10335 nucleotides. RefSeq names its product potassium voltage-gated channel subfamily H member 5. The coding region runs from base 3096 to 7226 and encodes 1376 amino acids. The transcript is spliced from 10 exons. Gene Ontology annotation, biological process: transmembrane transport; monoatomic ion transport. The record is from RefSeq and is a predicted model, not a curated record. Gene Ontology annotation, cellular component: membrane. Gene Ontology annotation, molecular function: protein-containing complex binding; monoatomic ion channel activity. NCBI's taxonomy places the organism in Eukaryota, Metazoa, Arthropoda, Insecta, Hymenoptera, Apidae.